Molecule: messenger RNA, 294 nt
Organism: Penicillium malachiteum
Lineage: Eukaryota; Fungi; Ascomycota; Eurotiomycetes; Eurotiales; Aspergillaceae
Exons: 1
Coding region: 1-294 (97 amino acids)
Source: RefSeq, a predicted model, not a curated record
AUGUCUGAGGAGCAUCAUAUUGUCAAGGCCGAUGAGGUGGACCAAACUGGCACCGAUAUUUCCCCUGUUUCUGACGAUCAACUGAUGGAGGAGGUUGCGGAGGAAAUACGACAAGAACAGGCCCAAGAGCAAGCCUCUGAAAGGACGGCUGUCGAGUCUGAGAAUACGCCAGCUGCGCAGAACACCAAAAGACCUGAACUACGUCGCGAUAACUCUGCGGCACCCCCACCCCCGCUUCAACCCCCUCCUCCAGCCCCGAUACAACAGAACGGGGGACCCCCAGGAUUCCCUUAG